AUGUACUUCAGCAGAAUAGUUAGGAGCAUAAAAAAGGAGAGGAGCCAGCUCAGAAUACUUGUGCUUGGACUGGACAAUGCAGGGAAAACAACCAUCUUGCACAAGCUCCUGGGAAAGCCGACAGAGCGCGUGCACCCAACAUUUGGAUACCAGAUCCAUGACGUUGUCUACAAAGCCCACAGUCUCAUAGUCCUUGACAUAGGGGGGCAAUCAGUGUUCGUGGAGUACUGGUCAAGCUACUAUGAAGAUGUGGAUGGAGUUGUGUUUGUAUUUGACUCCAGCGACAGAAGGUCAUUUGCCGAGCAUAUAGGGCAUAUAAGGUCUGCUCUGGUCGAUACGCCGAUGCUGAUAUUGGCAAACAAGUCGGAUCUCAAUCCCACAUUCAACGCUGAGUCAUUGGGAAGUGAUCUCUGCGAGCUUCUCAAGAAGAGCGAUGUUAGACUUGUCAAAUGCUGCGGCGUCAGUGGAGACGGGCUUGAGGCAGGGUUUGAUUGGAUUCUGGGCAAGUCGAUGAGGAGAUUAGUGUCGGAAGCCGAGAAGGAGACGGCAGAGGCACUGCAGGGACAGGUGCUUUGA
Molecule: messenger RNA, 576 nt
Organism: Encephalitozoon cuniculi GB-M1
Lineage: Eukaryota; Fungi; Microsporidia; Unikaryonidae
Exons: 1
Coding region: 1-576 (191 amino acids)
Biological process (GO): protein folding
Cellular component (GO): cytoplasm; microtubule cytoskeleton
Molecular function (GO): GTPase activity; GTP binding
Source: RefSeq, marked provisional